Nannospalax galili (Upper Galilee mountains blind mole rat) is the source of this 1281-nucleotide messenger RNA. It is a transcript of the gene Ambn, whose product is annotated as ameloblastin. Bases 1 to 1281 code for a protein of 426 amino acids. The transcript has 11 exons. The record is from RefSeq and is a predicted model, not a curated record. Gene Ontology annotation, biological process: odontogenesis of dentin-containing tooth. Gene Ontology annotation, molecular function: structural constituent of tooth enamel. NCBI's taxonomy places the organism in Eukaryota, Metazoa, Chordata, Mammalia, Rodentia, Spalacidae.
AUGUCAGCAUCUAAGAUUCCACUUUUCAAAAUGAAGGACCUGAUCCUCUUCCUGUGCCUCCUGAAAAUGAGUCUUGCAGUGCCGGCAUUUCCUCAACAACCUGGCCAGCCAGGCAUGGCACCUCCCGGCAUGGCUAGUUUGAGCCUUGAGACAAUGAGACAGUUGGGAAGCUUGCAGGGAUUAAAUGCACUUUCUCAGUAUUCUAGACUUGGAUUUGGGAAAGCAUUUAAUACUUUAUGGUUACCUGGUCUCCUCCCACCACAUUCUUCUUUCCCAUGGAUAAGACCAAGGGAACAUGAAACUCAACAGUAUGAAUAUUCUUUGCCUGUGCAUCCCCCACCUCUCCCAUCACAGCCAUCCCUGCAGCCUCACCAGCCAGGACUGAAACAGUUCCUCCAACCCACUGCUGCUACCGGCAUCCAGGUCACACCCCAGAAGGGAGGGCCUCAGCCUCCAAUGCACCCUGGACAGCUGCCCUUGCAGGAGGGAGAACUGACAGCACCAGACGAGCAGCUGCAGGCGGCACCAUCAGAGAAGCCACCAACACCUGAGCUCCCACUAAUGGAUUUCGCUGGUCCACAAUUUCCAACAGUAUUCCAAAUAGCCCGUUUGAUAUCUCGGGGACCAGUGGCACAAAAUAAACCAUCAGCAUUUUAUCCAGGAAUGUUUUACAUGUCUUAUGGAACAAACCAACUGAAUGUCCCUGCCAGGCUUGGCUUCAUGAGCUCAGAAGAAAUGCCUGGAGGAAGAGGAAGUCCCAUGACUUAUGGAUCUAUGUUCCCAGGAUUUGGAGGCCUGAGGCACACCCUUAGGGGAAUGAACCCCAACACAGCCAAGGGUGGAGACUUUACUCUGGAAUUUGACUCCCCAGUGUCUGUAACCAAAGGCCCUGAGAAGGGAGAAGGUCCACAAGGCUCUCCACUGCAAGAGGCCAACCCAGCCGACCCAGAAAACCCAGCUCUCCUUUCACAAAUAGCACCUGGUGCCCAUGCAGGACUCCGUGCUUUCCCCAAUGACAACAUUCCCAAACUGGCAAGGGGCCCUGAAGGGCAGAGGCAGAGACCCCUUGGGGUCACCCCUGCAGCUGCUGAUCCACUGAUGACCCCUGAAUUAGCAGAAGUUUAUGAGACCUAUGGUGCUGAUGUUACCACACCACUGGGUGAUGGAGAAGCAACCAUAGAUACCACAAUGUCCCCAGACACUCAGCAAACACUGAUGCCUGGAAACAAAGUGCACCAGCCCCAGAUGGUGCACAAUGCAUGGCGUUUCCAGGAGCCCUAA